Racocetra persica is the source of this 1170-nucleotide messenger RNA. The record is from the annotation of a GenBank genome assembly. Lineage: Eukaryota; Fungi; Glomeromycota; Glomeromycetes; Diversisporales; Gigasporaceae.
AUGGACAAUUUUCCAAACAUUGGAGCAUCUGGCGAAGACGCUGAUAACUUUGUGGAUAGCUUUGAAGAUUUUACUGAGGGAACUACAGAAAAUAACCCCGAUUUAGAUGGAAGUAAUGAUGAGUUUGCAGAGUUCGAAGACGCUACAUUUGAGCCUGCAACAGAUUUACCUGAACAAUCUAGUGGCUCAACUUUAAAUAAUUUAAAUUUCGAUUCAAUGGACAACAAAUCCUUGACUGAAGCCUUGUGCCAAGUAUUAGAUAACAUAUUCCCAGUAACGAAUACCACCCCAUUUAAUGAACAUUCAACAAAUGUAUCUGGUGAUAAAGGAUUGGCAUCUGUAUUUAUUACACCAACAAGUUUAGAAAUAUGGAAACAAAUAUCUGAUGAAUCAGACAAACAACUUUUUCAAUGGAAAAGGUCAAUAAUAAGAAAAGAAUUUUAUUCAAACCUAGGAAUCACAAUCGAUGCUUUGGAAGAUAUGAAGUCCAAAUAUAUAGUAAAUUCGACUACUACUAUUACUUCAGUAACCUUGCCUUCAAAACCCAUUAAUCCUAUACCGACUUCAAAUAAAGCGGUGACUUUAUCAGCACCUGUUAGUCGUUCAUCGACACCUGAUUCAACACAUAAUAAUCUUUCAAGUUCUUCCCAUGGUAAUCUUCCAAAACAAAAAAUUUCGCAGACACAGGUCGAUGAACCUAAACAACUUGACAUAGGUUUGGCUAGAAUGUUAUGUUCAAUAUCAGAAGAAACUUUACAGACAUUUACAAACGUUCAAUUACGCAAUAUAAAAUCUGAACUUCUUUCAUUAUCGAGUCAAACUUCUGAUGCACUAACGUUUUGGCUGGACCAACGUGAACAAACGAUUAUGGACUCUGAAACUUAUAACCAAAUGAUUGAAUGUCUUGUAGGACAUGCGCAAAAAAUUAGAGAUGGUGGUGGAAUCGGAAAUCAAGCAAAAAUAGGAUGGAAUAGUCGAGGUAUAAAAUUAAUGAAAAAAGGUAGUGGCACUGUAGCAAGUGGAUUAGCAUCUUUGAGUUUGCCCUUUAAGAAGCAGAGAAAUCAAUCAAGUCAAACAAAUUCGCCAGUGACUUCCACAUCAAUUGUGGCAGAUGUUUUUAAAAAUAAUGGGGGUAGCAAUGACGUAUAUGAAAGACCAUUAUCCAUGUGA